AAAGCCAGCACUUCAGUGGUUAGACAGGGAUACAUAUUUGCGAAUGAUAGAAUCGAGUGGCUAAACGCACUAGCAUACCUUCAGGGAAAUUUAACAAGACUCAUAGCCAUAAUUCGUAGCUAGCUAACACAAAGACAGCUGAUACAUAAUUAUUUUCGAAUGUCAUAUUUGUUUAAAAGCUAGAGUCAAGGGAAAGUGGUCUAUCAGUGUAAAAAGCAACAAAUGGCAGAGAUACGAAAAAAGCUGGUCGUCGUCGGUGACGGCGCGUGUGGGAAAACCUGCUUGCUGAUUGUAUUCAGCAAAGACGAGUUUCCUGAGGUCUAUGUGCCAACUGUAUUUGAUAACUAUGUGGCGGACAUUGAAGUGGACACCAAGCAAGUCCAACUAGCACUAUGGGACACGGCUGGACAGGAGGACUACGACCGCCUUCGCCCGCUGUCCUAUCCGGACACCGAUGUCAUCCUGAUGUGCUUUUCCGUGGACAGCCCGGACUCCCUCGAAAACAUCCCCGAGAAAUGGGUGCCAGAGGUUAAGCACUUUUGUCCCAACGUGCCAAUUAUUUUAGUCGCCAACAAGAGAGACUUGCGCAACGACGAGAUUGUUAGGACCGAGCUGUCCAGAAUGAAACAGGAACCCGUGAAAACAGAGGACGGGCGCGCCAUGGCCGUGCGCAUUAGUGCAUAUGACUAUUUGGAGUGUUCUGCUAAAACAAAGGAUGGUAUUCGGGAGGUGUUCGACACUGCGACACGUGCAGCUUUACAGAAGAGAUCAAAACCCUCCAACGGUUGUGUAAACUGCUGUCUGUUGUUGUGAUUUAAUAAACGGCUGACGUAAGCGAUAAUAUAGGCCCACGGCUGCCAAAACCAUCAAGACCUGUUGUCCUUGUGCUUGAAAAGUAAAAAAAAAUAAAAAAAACGACUCUGCAAGCCUCUCAUUAAAGACUUUCUUGCGAGCCAGUAGCAUAAUGUUCAAAAUAAAUGAUAAUCCGAUUAUGGAUCAUCAUCUGGAUCUAUUCUGACCAAUUUACCUUAUUUGACUCGAAUAUAUAAUCAAAUACAAGUACAACGGACACUCCCUGUGAUUAUAAUUUACUGAAGAAAUACGUUUGUCAAAUAUUCAAGAUGCUGCCUGAAAUUAUGCUGUAGUCUUUGAGGAUCUUGUUCCAAGUAGCUUACUUGAGUGUCUGGGGCCAAAAGGCUUGUUGAUAUGCAACCAGUGUGUUUGGCAAUUUAUGGAAUCUGUGGAGGGAAAUAUAGGCCUAUAGCUGAAAGCAGUGUUCAAAAGGGAAAAGCAAUGUACAACCUCGAGUUUUAGUGAAGGCUUUAUCCCCUUAUAUGGUCACAUUGCAUUAUUAAUGUGAAAGAGGUUAUUGUCCAGUUUUCAAGCCAAGAUUCUACUUACUCAAAGUGUUGGAGCCUACAUGACUGUUUUGAAUUGUAAGCCUUAGACUACAUUUUUUGGGGGCCAAGCUGCUCUCAAACUGAUCAAAAAGGCUGUCCAUCCUGCCUCCAGUGGGUUUUUUUUGUGUGUAAAUUGUUGACAUUGCAUUAAGAUGACAGGGUCUGCAGCACUGUGUAAAGAAUGAAUGCAAUUAUUUCACAUAUUGUAUAUGGAGUUUCAAAAAGACCCCAAUAGUGCAAUAUGUUUUUAUGUCUUCAAGUUUGUGUCACAGUUAUUUCUAUUGUUUUUAAAUAAAGAUAUGAUCAUAAUGUAUAA
Molecule: messenger RNA, 1716 nt
Organism: Oncorhynchus nerka (sockeye salmon)
Lineage: Eukaryota; Metazoa; Chordata; Actinopteri; Salmoniformes; Salmonidae
Product: rho-related GTP-binding protein RhoB
Exons: 1
Coding region: 223-813 (196 amino acids)
Biological process (GO): small GTPase-mediated signal transduction
Cellular component (GO): cytosol
Molecular function (GO): GTP binding; GTPase activity; protein kinase binding
Source: RefSeq, a predicted model, not a curated record